This is a messenger RNA of Trichoderma atroviride IMI 206040, 4401 nucleotides long. RefSeq lists its product as uncharacterized. Gene Ontology annotation, biological process: rRNA processing; tRNA export from nucleus. NCBI's taxonomy places the organism in Eukaryota, Fungi, Ascomycota, Sordariomycetes, Hypocreales, Hypocreaceae. The record is from RefSeq and is a predicted model, not a curated record. Gene Ontology annotation, cellular component: small-subunit processome; CURI complex; UTP-C complex.
AUGGAAUCAAGCUCAAAGCGCCGGAAGACUGACCACGGUAGCAUCGGGUUGCGCCAUGCCGGACUUAUUGACUUUGAAUCCCGAAACACAGCCCGAGUCACAGCUGCAAGCACCUUUGUUCUGCAGACAGAUGAGCUUCUCAAGGAGGCCAAGCCCAACUAUAAGAAGGCACUCCAUGGCGUUGAUGGCCAAUUGCACCGGCUAAAAGGCAUAAUCGAUGGAAUUGAGCCCCAUGAUCCCAAGCCAAUCACAGAGGCCACCAUCAAGUUCGAAAAAGAGCAUCGCAUCGUCAUUCCAUACCCCGACUCAAAGCCCGCAAAAGACGCCCCAUACAAAGUCUCUUACUCGCCGCCGUCACAGUGCAAUGUCGUGGGAAGCUACGUUUCUCGGACAAUGAUCAAGACGCAGUCCGAGUUUGGCAUUGAUAUGGUCGUCCAGAUGCCGGCGUCACUCUUCCAAGAAAAGGACUACACGAACAUGCGAUACUUUUACCGUCGAGCCUACUACAUUGCGUACAUUGCCGCGCGCGUGCGAAAGGAAUUUGCGCAAGAACUGGACCUGAGCUUCGAGAGCUUGAACGAAAACCCUCUAUUGCCGAUUGUUGUCCUCCGACCAAAAGCUUCGAGCGAUGGAAGCGAAGAGCGAGAAGCGAAGAAGAAGUCCAAGAAGGCAUCUUAUAGCAUCAAACUUAUUCCUUGUGCUCCCGAUGACCUGUUCCCCUGGUCCAAGGUGACGCCAAAGUCGAACAAUAACCGACUGGGCGAGGCAGAUGAAAAGAAGGAAGCACAGGCGGCAACGCCUUUUUACAAUUCCACCUUGAACGCCGAGAGAACUUUCAUUCCAUACUUACGGCUCCUUACUCACAUGAGAAAGGAGUGUCCUGCUUUUGCCGAUGCUUGUGUUCUCGGCCGGACGUGGCUUCAACAGCGCGGCUUCGGCAGCGCCAUCUCUCAGGGGGGAUUCGGACAUUUUGAGUGGGCGACAAUGAUUGCUUUGCUCCUACAAAUGGGUGGUAGAAAUGGGCAAGCAGCUUUAUCAACCUCCCUCAGCAGCACAGAGCUUUUCAAGGCAGCCCUUCACUUUUUGUCGACUACCGACCUCAGCAAGAAACCGUAUACUUUUGCCUCUUCUACUGUUUCUGCAGAUGCCGUUCGAGAGCCUGGUCCUGUCAUGUUUGACCCGACCAGACAACUCAACCUCUUGUUCAAAAUGACGCCUUGGUCAGCCAGCAUGCUGCAAAGUUACGCAAAGUCUACUACGGAACUUCUCGCCGAUGCGAUGGCCGAUAAAUUCGACCCAACAUUUAUUAUCAAAGCCGAUAUUCCCUUUCAGACAUUCGAUGUUGUUUUUGAGAUCCAGAGCUCUAGUAUUGGCAAAUUCUCCGAAUCUGCAGACCGCAGGAGUGCCAUGACGAACUUUUGUCUAGAAGCGCACAAGCACCUCAAACGAGCGUAUGGCAACCGAGCACAGCUUGUGCAAUUCCAGCUGCCACCCAGAGGACAUUGGUCGCUAGCCAAGCACCCAGUCAAGGACGCCACGCGCGCUCUCAUGGGCGUUGUUUUUGACCCUGUUCACAUGUCGAGACAGAUGGAAUUCGGCCCACCUGCCGAGGAGCAGAAAGAAGCUGCGAGGUUUCGACAGUUUUGGGGCGACAAGGCUGAAUUGCGACGAUUCAAGGAUGGUAGUAUUCUCGAGUGUAUCGAGUGGUCCAGCAAGCUUCCGCUGCAAAUUUGCGAGGAGAUUACACAUUACACCCUACAGCGUCACUUGAAGAUCACCAAAGACCAAGUUACAACCGUAGGAGGAGCCUUUUCUUCCAUUAUCAACCUAUCUCAUCUUGAUAAAUCUGCUUUCGAUUUAGCCCGACAGGCAUUCCAAAACUUCGAGAGAGACAUUCGCAACCUGGAGGAACUGCCCUUGCAGAUCAAACAGCUUUCACCUACUUCGUCUUCAGCGCGCUACGCAUCCAUUGAACCACCGUUGAUGGGAUAUCAUAAAGGAUCGAUCGAGCUUAUGGACGUCAACUUGUACUUUGAAGCGUCAAGCAAAUGGCCCGAGAACCUUACCGCUAUACAAGAAGCAAAGGUCGAAUUCCUAAUCGAUAUUGAUAGACGACUCACAAAGGCAAACGAGAAAACCACCACAUAUCUGGGUCGCGAGAACAAAGAACUUGGUAUUGAAAGCUUGGCCUAUCUCGACAUCAUAUAUGAGAACGGAGCCGCAUUCCGUCUAAGGAUACACUGCGAUCUGGAAGAGAAGCUCCUUGAGCGACAAGUCAAAAACAAGACUCUUGAGCCCCGCAUUCGCGAGGAAGCCGAAGAAGCCUUUGAAAAGCUCAACUGGCUGUACAAUGCUCUUCCGCUCCACACUCAGACCAUUGCAACUUUCUGCACCCGUUUCCCUCCUCUCUCGCCAACCAUCCGACUAGUCAAGCAUUGGUUCAAUAGCCACAAGCUGACUGGCCAUAUCCGCGAAGAGCUCGUUGAGCUGUUCGUUCUUCACGCAUUCCUCCAGCCAUACCCCUGGAGGCAGCCCACUUCCGUCAUCACGGGUCUGCUGCGAACACUAUUCUUUCUUUCCAAAUGGGAUUGGCGUGACGAGGCCUUGAUUGUCGACACGGCGGAAGAUCUUUCCGAAGACGAUCGAUCCUCCGUUCGCCAUGACCUUCAAACCUGGAGAAAACGAGAUCCCAACAUGAACGACAAGGUCCUAUUUGUGGCCACAUCCAACGAUCGAUCUGGCCUUGCAUACACUCGCAACGGACCAUCAAAACUGGUUGCCUCCCGCAUGACACAUCUCGCCAAAGCAGCCUGCAAGCUCGUCCGAGAAAAGGGCAUCCACCUCGACCCAUCUCUUCUGUUCGAGACCUCCCUCCAAGACUACGACGUCCUCUUCCACCUCUCCUCCAAGGCCAUCAAAAACAUUAUCCGCGAAACAGCCGUCGAGUCCAGCGGACGGAAGCACUCCCAAUUCAAAAACCUCGACGCUCUCACCGCAUCCGUCCCGCUCCCCAUCAGGGCACACCCGACAGACGUCUUCAUGGAGGAGCUGGAGCGCGUGUAUGAAGACUCGCUGCUGUUCUUCCGGGGCGGCGCGGAUGACGCCGUGGUGGCGGCUCUUUGGAACCCUCGACUGCAGAAGCAAAAGUUUAGAGCGGGCUUGCCAUACAACUUCCACUCUGUCGGAGGUGACGGUGAUCAAGUUGAGGUGAACCGCAAGGCAGUCCUGCUAGAGAUUGCAAGAGCUGGAGGGGAUAUGAUCAAAAAGAUUGAGGUGGCUGAGGAGGAAGAGUAAUUCUUGAAUCUAUACUUGUAUAUAGAUCACAUUUUGGAUAUAGCACUUUGUACAUUUAAAGAAGAAAAGGUCCAGCUUAGACAGCGCACUACAUUAGUUAAACCUAUUACAAGUCUUCUCCAGCAUAAGAGAAGCAUUACUCCAGAGAACACAACACAAAACACUUGGUUCAAGAACAAAACAACUAUAAACUUUCCAGUGCAUAACCUGGUUUCUUCCUUACUCAAAAACGCCAUGCCAUGGUAUAAGUGCAUAUGUACAUAAAUUUAUCCCAUUCCCUACAAUCCAGUCUCUUCCCCCCUUUAACCGUUCAAUGUCUUACAAGAUUAUUUCUCUCUUUUCUCUCUCCCCUAUUGCUUCAUUCCAUAUCUUUGAUUUGUCGUAGCACGUAUAUCUUUUUUUCUUCUUCUCCUUCUUCUCUCUCCCCAGUCUAUGAUAACUUCACCUGCCCUUUACCGCGGCUUCUUGUGAUCCACCUGUUGCGUUGAGAAGGAGCAGAACUUGUCCUUGAUUGCAACAACUUCAUACGUACCCUCCUGGCUAGCCUUGACAACCUUGCUGUGUUCAUACGAGAUGUCAUGUCUAGUCUCGAGGAUGACGCUUCGCUGUCCCUUCUUGGCAUUGCUGCUUCGUGUAUAGGUGAAUUCGAACGGAGGAGAGCCCCAGAAUUCGAAGAGAAUAUCCACCUCGUUUCCUUCAUGGAUAUCUACCCGAGACAUCUUACCACGGCUAAUCUGCACGCUAGGUAGCGGGUGGAUAGUUACAGGAAGAUUCACAGAAGCGCGACAUUCGCUGGCCUUGUCAGAGAUGCUGGUAAUAGUAAACUCGCCAGGCUUCUCGGCAAUACGCCUAAAGCUAGUCGUAUGCGAUUUUGCGUUCCAUUGGCCAUUAAAGUCGUAAGCAAUGUCAAAUGGCGGCGUACCAGACAAGGUGUACGCGAUACGCUCGCCGAUGCAGUAAUCUUUGCGUGAUUCCAAUGGAUAUAUUGAGGGGGCAUCGUACAGCUGAAUUUGUAUAGAUGGCCCACCAACAUCAUAUUUCCUCUGACAGCCUCGCGCAUCUCGGACAGUACGAAGGAGCAACUGCUGGUUGCCUAGACGAAGAUGC